AUGAUUUGGUCGCUGACUGUAAAUGGAAACAUAGUUCGCUUCCAUUCCCAGGGUGGUGGUCCCGCGGUAAGUCAAGAGAGUCCUGAUCCGCAUAGGGAAUCCGAAUCGUGGACCGCGGCUACUCCCGGCGCGGCCAAUCAGUCCCCAUAUCAUGUUAUCUCAAGCGGUGGCCCCUCAGUUGACUCGCCUUCAAAUCACUCGCCUCACCUGAGCCAGCAAUCCGAAGAUAAGACCCCUGAUGCGGCGCCCUUUCGGCCCCUUGAUCCAUAUGAUGACCGGCCGCCUGCUCAAUAUAGGAGCACAUCCCUUGGCCCCCAAGUCCGGCCUCGUGGACAAGGGGAUGUUGAUCACUAUUCUUCCGCGGGGCACUCUACAACAACAUACCCCACUGACGAUGGCUCUGCUUCAUAUGCUUUAUUGUAUGACCGUCAUGUGCCAAGCGUGAUAUCAUCACAAGAAGAUGAGACCUUUCGAAGACGGUUUCCCUUAGAAGACACCCGGGAGGCUUGUCUUUUUCGAUAUUUUGUCGAAGAGAUUGCGCACUGGUUUGACUUGUGCGAUGAAGACCGCCAUUUCCAGCUUGCCGUUCCUCGACUUGCUCACCACCAUCCACACCUCCUCAACGCGAUAUUCGCAGUUGCCGCCCGCCAUCUCAGCCGUCUUCCCCAGUAUCGGACCCCCGCCGGUAUUCUCUAUCACGGACAGAUUAUUCCCAAGCUUAGCGAGCAUGAUGCAGUCGAGUACAUGCUCAAGUGCAUCCCUGCGCUCCGGCACUUUCACGAUAUUGAUGACGAUGAUUAUCGAGAUAGCAUCAUUGCUACAGCUGUCAUCCUCCGCCAGUUGGAGGAAAUCGACGAGGAGGAAGAGGACGCCUCAACAAAUGAUAGUAGCCAUGGCCAAGGCGAUGAUGCCCAUUUCCAAUCCGGAAAACAAGUCAAUUUCCUUCCCAUCAUCAAUGCUGUUUUGAGAAGCUCCGCGUCGCAGGCAUUGUUUGGCCGAAGAAGUCUUAUCCAAGCCGCGUACUGGAUGGCACUUCGACAGGAAAUCUACCAUUCCUUUACUCGAAAACAGCCACCGCAGCUGUUCCCUUCGUCUGAUUUAUGGCAUAGCGCUUCCAAGGCGAAUAAGACGGUGAUGCAUACCGUCCAAGUAGCCAAGUGGCGUUGGGAAGACGGAUCUGAACGCGAAUGGAUGAGGCUCAUGGACCAGCAAAACUACCUCGAGUACGAGAUUCUGGCCAAUUUCCGCCCCAUCUUCAAGAGAACGGCAGACAAGGCCAAAGGGGAGAUUUUUCCUACCAUCUGGUACGGAUCCAAUCUUGAGGUUACCAGUAUCCAACAGAGCAUCAUGGCAAAGUCGGUGCUGGUCGCCGAGAAUCCGUUUCUCAAAGCGCCGUCAGCAUCGCGGGCGAGCUGGAGAAGGGCCGAGAACGAUGUUCGUCUGCUGUUGCUGGAGCUCUGCGGUAUCGCUCUCUGCCAUCCCGCCUCGCCUCCAGCGCUGUUGAAUGCUGCCAUUGGUAUUCAGCUGUAUGGCGACUUUUUCACGGACCGAUAUGAACGUCAGGCGCUGCGGGUUGUCGUUGAAAAGUAUCGAGAUGCGCGAGCCUGGCCGGUCCAGAAGCUGUUGGAGAUGUUUAAGGAGUGA
Messenger RNA from Trichoderma harzianum CBS 226.95, 1644 nucleotides. RefSeq lists its product as hypothetical. The coding region runs from base 1 to 1644 and encodes 547 amino acids. The transcript has 4 exons. Gene Ontology annotation, molecular function: DNA-binding transcription factor activity; transcription cis-regulatory region binding. The record is from RefSeq and is a predicted model, not a curated record. Gene Ontology annotation, cellular component: nucleus. NCBI's taxonomy places the organism in Eukaryota, Fungi, Ascomycota, Sordariomycetes, Hypocreales, Hypocreaceae. Gene Ontology annotation, biological process: positive regulation of transcription by RNA polymerase II.